This is a messenger RNA of Gymnodraco acuticeps, 3145 nucleotides long. RefSeq lists its product as uncharacterized. The transcript is spliced from 8 exons. The record is from RefSeq and is a predicted model, not a curated record. Bases 332 to 1198 code for a protein of 288 amino acids. Lineage: Eukaryota; Metazoa; Chordata; Actinopteri; Perciformes; Bathydraconidae.
AAGCAGAGAAGAAGAAGAAGCAAGCCACGCCUUAUCGAACCAACAGCUCGAUGUCCGGACAACAACAGCAUCACACAUUCCCCGAAACACAGAGGAAAUAACUUUCAGACAUGUUAUUACUGUACCUGACACUUUCCUGCGUCACGUUUAUUGUAAUGACAAGGUAACAAAGGAUUACAGGGGAUCAUACUCCUUUGAUAUUCCUACACAGGCCGAAUACCUGAAGUUCAUUCCCCUUCAAAGUGUAGACCUGCCACAGGUCCUGUGGAAUCGCUCCGACCCUGCCACAAAUACGGGAGGAAGAGGGCGGCUGAAGCGUGGUACCUGGGAAAUGAAAAACCUUAAUCAGGAUGACAUGGGCCACUACCACACCAUAGGAAAAGACAACGCUUUGCUGGGUUGGGUGUCGCUCAAAGUAGUAGCAACCAAGGACAACUAUAAAAUAAAGGAGCAAGAGUCGCUACUCAUGCUUUAUCCUUUUUCUGAUACCCUGUGGACUGUCACUUUUAAAGCUGAGGGGGAGAAGUACGAGGAAACAUUGUUGAAAGCAGGCAGACAGCACAGAGGGUAUCAAUCGGACUCAGGUCAUUGGACUAUACCAGAUAGGACUCAGCUUAAGGCCCAUGGCAUAGAGAUUUCUCCUGUGGAAGUCUCUGACUCCGGCACUUUUAGGUUCAGAGACCAGGGUGGCCACCUGGCUAAGAUUGUGGAGCUGGUGGUAUACGGGGAUCCAGACCAUACUUUUGUUUUUGUUGGUAUUGCUGUCGGAAUAUUCUUGGCGCUGUUAUUCUGCUGUUGCUGUGUGAGAAAGUGCUGCUGUCAAAAGAGCUCCUCUAAAGUGGUGGAGACGGCUCCUCCCACUGCAACUGUACCUGCAUCGUAUUACCCUGCUGUGAAUCAACCUGCAGGCACAAUACACACUGCUAGACCUGCUAACAAUUACUCCUAUCAGCCUUAUUCCCAGGCUCCCAGAGGACCUACAGCUGAGCCGUCGGUGAAUGUCCACGUGAACCCCCUUCAGCCUGAGGGUGCUCCUCUAGGAAGGCAAGAAGUUGAUGGAGGCUCCGCACCCGGCUCUAGUUUCCUGUCCUCAGAUCCUGGGCCCAGGUUUGAGAUGAAACUGACUUCCCCUCUCCCCCUCAGUGCAGAAUCAAAUUUCCCGCAUGUUUAUACCUCUGCGAAACUCAACUUUUUGUAAGAAGCCAAAUGAAAAUGUCCAGAGAUGCUGAGUUUUCAUUCAGCAUUGUGCUUUGUUACUAUACUAAUUAGUUAUUUAUUAGGUCUGCAUAAAAGGUGUACGAGAUAAGGGACAUGUACACAUACACACUUUGUUGACACAUCACCUGAUAGUAGGAUAAAAACCAACAAAAACCUGCUGAAAACAAAGGGUUUUGAGACCAGUUCAAAAGAUAGAUAGAUAGAUAGAUAGGUACUUUAUUGAUCCCAAUUUGGAAAUGUUUGCGUUGCAUCAACAUAAAAAACACAAGGCAAUGAAAUUAAGACACAGAAAUAAACAAUCCAAUAUAUUUCAGAAAUCAAAUAAAUAUUUAGCAUUAACAAAAAUUAAAAAAUCAUAUAUAUAUAUAUAUAUAUAUAUAUACAUGUGGAAAUACAAAUUUCCAGUAACAAAAAAAGUAACUCUUGAUAACUCUUUGCUACCCAACAGUAGAGGGUACAUUUGAAUUUUAAGGUAUAAAUCAAUUAAAAUCGGUUCCUACAAAUGAUCACGGUAUUUUGUUUACAGGUAAGAAGAACAAAGGUCUCUUACUUAUUACUGUAGCUCCACACUGUAUCGUUAACGUAGAGGGAACUGCCAUUACACACAGCAUAUCUGUGUUAUAUUCUAUAUAAAUGCCUCUGCCAUUAACUCAGGGUGUUUUAAAAAUGCAUCAUGUACACUUUGCCAUACUGCCUAAUAUAUUGCAGGGCAUAGAGAGAUAACAGUAUUGUGAGGACUGGAAGUGAAUCUGUGUAGCAGAUUUGAGAAAGUAGAGGAUUUAAUACAGAUUUAAACACUCAGGGAUUAUCCACUACUUUAAAUAAAAUACACUCAAUAUAAAUAUAAAUGUUUUUAUAUGGUUGUCUCAUAUCUCCAUUGGGCAAAUUCUGCCUCAUAUGUAUCAGCGUGCCUGUAGGGCUUUAUCAUUACGUGUUUAGAAAUUAUGUGAUCUUUUUUAUUGGUGUUUUUCUUUGUCAAAAUGUAAAUCCAUACUGGAAACUGUUACCCUCAAAAUAUUUAGUUGUCUAUUUGUAGAUGUUGUGUAAGGUGGAGCUUUUUGACCAUAGGUUCUUCUUGUGGCUUUGAGAAACUACCUGCUCAUUAAGCCAUCUAAUCAUAGUCAAAUUAAAACAAACACAUGUCUGCAUGACAUGUAAAAAGGUGUUACUAUAUUUUGACUAUGAAGUUUUUUAAUAUAGUAUUUCUCUUGGUUUUUGAAUGUUAAAAAAUGAAUUGCCUUACUGGACUGUAUUGCAUCCCAGAGAAAAGCUGCAAUUACCUGUAUGUACCAAGGUAAUGUAAUGUUGUGUCAAAUUGUAUCCGAAACUAAAUUGAUGCAUUAUUGUAGUGUCAAGUAGUAUAAGCAUGCAUGUGUGUAUAACAAUAGAAACACAAGUACAAGUUUUCAAACAAUCAUAGAGUAAUAACCAAGAUAUAAUUAUUUAAUGUGACGGUGCAUAAGUUCACAGAUGCAACUCUUUAUGGUUUGGAAUUAUUGUGUCUCUAUUAUUGCCUUCGUGUUGCUUGGUGAGGGCACUGAAACCCUGUUUUUGCAAUAAACCUAUAUUUUCUGAUCACUUAAGAAUUAUUUUUUGUUUUUUUUCAAAAAGAUGAAUGUGUUUUUGUUAAUGGUUUGGUCUUAUACCUUCUUAUUUUGAAUUAUAAAGGGCACUGUUGAAAAUACAUCAUGUCACAUGUCUCUUCUUUUUUGCAUGCACGUGACAAGGGGCUUCCCUCUUUUGAUUACAUCUGAUGAAUUCUAGAUGUAGCAGAGCAGGCUGUGUUCCUGUGAAACCAUUAAAGGAGUUAUCCAGCAUUUUAAUGUAACAUUUCAUACAAACUGGAGGACAAUGUUCUACUUUUAAUGGAGAUUUUCUGAUUUUCUAUUUGACUAAUUUGGUUAUUAAACUGAUAAAACAAGGUUAA